Messenger RNA from Fibroporia radiculosa, 3372 nucleotides. RefSeq lists its product as uncharacterized. The record is from RefSeq and is a predicted model, not a curated record. The coding region runs from base 1 to 3372 and encodes 1123 amino acids. Lineage: Eukaryota; Fungi; Basidiomycota; Agaricomycetes; Polyporales; Fibroporiaceae. The transcript has 18 exons.
AUGGAGAGUAGGGAUGCCGCGUUCGCGAUCGUACCCGAUCCCGCGAGCUCCUCGGUGUAUAAAGGAGGUCGGCCUCGUCAGUUCUCUGGCAAGUCCAUACAAUCCUCUAUCAUGGCCACGCCUUCUCGUCGCAUCGUUUCGCCUCCUCCAAACACUCAAGGCCUCUCGUGCCGCACCUUUCGUCCACCCAUCCUCGAUGGCUCGCUGCAGUACGGAGAAUUCUUCGAUUGGCAUGAGAAGUACUCGCCAAGUCAUCGCUUAUUUGUGUACAUCGAUGGCGAGAGUCACCUUCAAACGAUCACCUGGUCAAUGGCCGCCAGAGCUAUUCGUGCGGCAGCGCAACUCUCUAGGAAUUAUGUACAGUGGAACCAUCAAACAGGGAAGGCGCCUGUGGUAGCUAUUCUGGCCGCGUCAGACUCUAUCCCGUACGCUACCAUGGUGAUGGGAAUUAUACGUGCAAGUUUCGUCGCAUUCCCCAUCUCUGUCCGUAACUCCCCCGCGGCAGUGGCGCAUUUAUUGAACAAGGUUGGAGUUGCUCAUAUAUUGGUUGGACGCGAGCAAUCAUCACAGGACUUAGUACAAGACGCGAUUGCCAUACUCAAAACACAGAAUACCGGUGCAAUUGAACCCUGUUUCUCGCCAAUACCUGUUUACGAAGACAUUUACUCACCCUCAUUCGGGCCACCUAAUGCUGAUGAACUCCCAUAUGUAUUCUAUGGCCCCGAUGCGCCAAUUCUCAUUUCUCAUUCAUCUGGGUCUACUGCGUUUCCCAAACCUAUCGUUUUUUCGAAUAGCCGCAUGAUUGAAUUCUCCGCUUCUCCAUACUACGGCGAGCGUGACUUGACAGACUUGCUUCUUUCCAUUCAUCCAUUGCCUAUGUUCCAUGCAAUGGGCCUUAUGAAUCUCGUCUGGACAAGCGCAUGUGGUUAUGCAUGCGCCGCGUUUGCUCCCCAGUCCCCGCCGCCUGUUCCUACGCCUGAGUUAGUCGCGCGAGCUGCUCAAGCAGCUGACUGCGAUGUCAUCGUCACAGUCCCUGCAUUUUUGGAGACCUGGUCGCGCAACAUGGACUAUGUCCGAUGGCUUAGCACAGCCGACUUCGUGCUCUUCGGAGGAGGUCCGCUGAACAAAGAGGUGGGGAGUUACCUUAUCUCCCAAGGAGUCCCUCUUAUAAAUGGAUAUGGAUUAACGGAGGUGGGGAUUGUUAGUCUCUUCAUGCCAGCCAAGCCGCAUAAUGAAUGGGAGUAUAUACAACUCCAUACCUCCCUCACUAUCCACAUGGAGCCUCAGGGUGAUAAUACAUUUGAGUUGGUCGUGGUGAUAAACGAGAAGGAUCAUCCCUGCCUGAUUAACACCAAGGUCAACGGCGUCGACGCUUACGCGACAUCGGAUCGUAUUUCUCCGCAUCCUACCCUUCCUGGAUAUUGGAAGAUUACCAAUCCGGGUCCGUUAGAAAGUACUAUGAUGCAAGAUGAACACGUUUCUGGAUGUGUCAUGUUUGGUCGAGGGCGGUUCCAAGCGGGCAUUCUGAUUGAGCCAAAGCCAGAAUACGUGUUCGAUCCAACAGACGAAGUAAAACUCGCUGAAUAUAGGAAUUUGAUAUGGCCAACAGUGGAAAAGAUGAAUACGUAUGCCCCUCAGCAUUCCAGAUUGUUCAAAGAGAUGAUCAUAAUUGCGAGUCCUGCGAAACCAUUUGAGUACACUCCCAAGUCAACCAUACGCCGCGCAGCAGUCAUUGCCAAGUAUGAUGACGAAAUUAAUGUCGCAUACGACCGCGUCGAAGAAAGUUCCCAGUCCAGUAUUCCCGCACCUAUUCAAUGGGAGAGCGAGAAUGUCCUACCAUUUGUUCGCGCCAUCGUGAACAAAGUCAUGAAGCAUGAUGUCAUGGACGAAGACGAUCUGUUUCACCACGGCUGCGACAGUUUGCAAGCAACGUGGAUUCGCAACACCCUCCUCAGAGUGCUGCGCGACACGACCAAGGUGAACACGCGCAAAAUCGUCGGGAAUUUUGUGUAUGAACAUCCUACAAUUGCCGCGCUUGUUCGAUUCAUAGUCAGCACUGCGCACGGAACCGCGCAGAGCGUAACGGAUGAUGUCACGACGCGCGUGGAUGCGAUGCAUGCUAUGGUCGUGAAGUAUACUCGAGACUUCCCGAAGCACCAGGGGAGUACAAUGAUCCAAGGGGGAGAAGUAGUGUUGCUGACUGGGUCCACUGGGAGUAUUGGGUGUUAUGUCUUGGCUCAGCUGUUGUCGGACCCCAAGGUUUCCCGCGUAUAUGCGAUCAAUCGGGCUUCUAGAGACCAUGUGCCAUUGCGUCGGAGGCAGCGUUGUGCCUUCAUCGACCGUGGCCUGCCUGACCUGAUCACCUCAGAGAAGCUGACUCUUGUGGAGGGAAAUUUAGAAGAAGACAAGUUUGACGUCCCCGCCGAUCUUUACGAGGAGAUGUGCAGCUCUGUGACCCAUAUUGUCCAUAAUGCAUGGCGUGUCGACUUCAACGUUGCGCUAACGUCUUUCGAGUCGAACGUGCGCGGUGUGCGUCGUUUGAUUGAUUUUGCGCUCAGCACGCCGUUCGCCAAACCUCCGCAAGUGCUGUUCACGAGCUCGGUAGGUGUCUUUCAAAAUGCCCGCAAAGGCGACGAUCUUUCUGAAGCGCCCAUCAAGGCAGACUAUGCCGUUGGCACCGGCUAUGCCGAGUCGAAGUGGGUUUCUGAGCGGAUUCUCUACGAAGCAGCUGCAAGAACGCCUGUGGAUACUAUGGUUGUUCGUGUGGGUCAAGUCACCGGGGGCCUGGAUGGUGCUUGGAACCUACAGGAGUGGUUCCCAUCCAUGGUGCAAAGUGCAUCGCGUCUUGGAUGUUUCCCUGAUGAUGAUAGGGAUGUGGCCUGGAUUCCACUCGAGGUAGUCGCAGCAGCUGUAGCGGAUUUGCGCAGAGCAUCCUGCCCAACUCGCACUGUGCAUCUUGUGCACCCUCGCCCCGUGUCGUGGAAUACGAUCGCAGUCGUCAUUGGUACACGGUUUGGAAUCCCGCUCGUCCCGUAUGCUCGGUGGCUCGCGCGACUUGAGAGGAUUACUCAAGCUACCCAUGAAGAGAGUUCCGGAGAGCAGGCAACGUCGCGUAGUCUUCGUGUUUUACAGCUGCUGCCGAUGUUCAAGGCUAUUGGUGCAAGUCUGCAGUCAGGUACUAUGGCACUUGGGUUCCAUGAUAUCCCAGCGUCACGCGCAUUAGAAGCAUCACCGACCCUUGCGGACCCCGAGUUGCGGCAGUUAGGCGAAGAGGAUGUGCAGAGGUGGCUUGCGUACUGGCAAAGAGCAGGCUUGUUUGGUCCUUCUGACAGGCAGCUUGAUGGGCCAAGUAGGGACACAAGACCAAACUGA